This is a messenger RNA of Rhodamnia argentea, 1485 nucleotides long. RefSeq names its product F-box protein At4g00755-like. Lineage: Eukaryota; Viridiplantae; Streptophyta; Magnoliopsida; Myrtales; Myrtaceae. Bases 127 to 1221 code for a protein of 364 amino acids. Gene Ontology annotation, molecular function: protein binding. The record is from RefSeq and is a predicted model, not a curated record. The transcript is spliced from 6 exons.
CUAUCAAGCAUUAUUUUUUUUAUUCCCUAUCUAGGGUUUGGACGACCUCGACGAGACUCGUACACAUCGGCGACGGAAGGUUUUGACUUUGGAGGAGGCAUCUGGAGCUUGCUUAUACUAGCAGAUAUGGAUCCUUCUAUGGAUUUUGUGCCACAACUCGAAUUGGAUAUGUUAUUUGAGAUACUUAUGAGUUUGGACGACCCUUGUGAUCUCGCUCGAGCUAGCUGCGUUUCGCACUCUUGGCACGGAUUCGUGGUCUCCAAUGGUCUUUCCAAGCAACUAUGCCUCAGAAUGUUUCCUCAGUUAUCUGGAGUUGAUCACGUCACCGAAAGCUGCUCCUUUAAAAGUGAUGCUGAAAGUGGUUCUAGCAACACUAAAGAAUGGGACCUUCUGGAAAGGGAGCAUAGGGUCUAUGGUUUUCUGUCUCAUUGUUCUAAAUCAAUGGUUGACAGAGAGUGUAUUUCAGAUGCAAUAAGCGCUUCCAGCACCGACAAUUUCCCAGAGGAGGGUAUUAUUAAUACUCUGGAAUUGAGAGAUAGGGUUGGAAGGAUCGCCUCAUACUGGUCUAGUAAAGGACAAAAGAUUCCUGCUGUGCCUGAGACUUUGAUUUACAAACUGGUUGGUGAUUUGUGUGUUGUUACUGCAAUUGACAUCCAACCUUUUCAAGCUUAUUUCCAGCCUGGAUUACCUAUAUAUUCGGCCAAAUCUGUGCGAUUUCGGAUGGGUUAUCCCAAAGCUUCUGUGGAUCUUGAUUCAGUCAAUCAAUCAUGUCAUGAUUCUCCAAAUGAUAAUUUUGUGUGGACAUACACUUCCCCAGAGUUUCCCAUGGCUCAGGAGAACUGUCUGCAGAAAUUCAAGUUUCCAGAGCCCGUUCUUUGUAUAGGUGGAUUCCUUCUUGUCGAGCUGCUUGGCAGGGUGCAGAGGCAGGAAAUGGAUGGCUUGUUUUAUAUUUGUGUCUCUCAUGUUCGAGUUAUGGGGUGGCCUUUAUCACCUACAUUUGGUGUCGAUUUAAUCGAACCAUCUGGAAAGUUUGUUUUGAAGGCUCUUAGUUACACAAAAGAAUGCUUACCCGUAAGCAGUCCUCGUCGAAUUUCCAGCUUGGAACUCCGGAGACGCGUGAGAAACUUGGAGCACAUACUCAAUAUGCUUCGUGGUAACGUGAGAGAUGUCGAGGAUAUAUGGGACGAAGAGCAAGAUGAUUCGGAUGAAGAGUUUGUGUGAUUUCGGCUAUGAAUCGGUUCUAUGCUUGUUCGUUUAUGUAACUUCCCGCUUUAAAAGAGGGAGAUGUCAGUAGAGGUCUUUUUUUUUUUGUCAUGGACCUCUCUUGAUUAAAGGGAGUAUUUAGCAUUGACCCCUUUUCAGAUGUAUAUCCGGUCGAAUUGUCCAAUACAACUUGAUUUCAUCUUGUUUAUCAUUUCUCUAUAGCUAUCUGAUCCAAUAGAAUGAUUACUGAGAAUAAUCAAAUCCAGCUCCUGUUUCUUUUGA